ACACAUAAACGGUGUCGCUUAAAUCCUCAAAAAGAAGCGGCCAGGAAAUCCCUAUGACAAACGAGUGAUUUUCAGAGGAAGAGGAAAGCUAAGACUGAAAAUCAGAGAUGAAAUUUCACGCAUCAACCAUUUCCAGGGUUUCUCAAUUCAGAAAUAAAGCUCCCUUCUCCUUUCACUCCUCUUCUAAGCUUAGCUCAAACCAUAAAAAACGGUGUAAUUUUGGAAUAGCAUUUGAUAUCGAUGGCGUUAUUCUUCGAGGCCGUGUUCCCGUUGGAGGUUCUCCACAAGCUUUAAGAAGAUUGUAUGGAGAUUCUGGUGAAUUGAUUGUCCCGUACUUGUUCUUGACUAAUGGAGGUGGCAUCCCAGAAACUAAGAGAGCCAAAGAGUUAAGUGAACUUUUGGGAGUAAAUAUUAUGGCUUCUCAGGUUGUACAAGGUCACUCAUCUUUUAGAAACUUAUUAAAGAAAUUUGAGAACGAGCUUAUUAUUGCCACCGGAAAAGGUGACCCCGCUUUGGUGAUGUCUGAGUAUGGUUUCAAAAAAGUUCUGUCAUUGGAAGAGUUUGCUUCUUACUUUGAGAGCAUUGAUCCUGUAUCUCAAUAUAAGAGAUGGACAACUAUGCCACAGUCAGAUAGGAAGGAACCGGCAGUGCCAAGAUAUAAUGUUCUCUCAGAGAGGAUUAAGGCAGCAUUUGUUGUCAGUGAUCCUGUAGACUGGGGCAGGGACAUUCAGGUGCUAUGUGAUGUUUUAAGAUCUGGAGGCCUUCCUGGACGUGCAAAUAAUAACCAACCGCCGUUAUAUUUUGCCGCUGAUGAUCUUGAAUAUCAGGCUGCCUUUCCGUCUAAGCGUCUUGGAAUGGGUGCUUUUAGAAUUGCACUGGAGAGCGUCUUCAACAGAAUCAACCCGAAAAGGCUGGAGUAUGUAACAUAUGGGAAACCAAAUCCAUUUGUCUUCAAGAAUGCUGAAGUAAUAUUGAGCCAACUUCGGUCAUCUUCUUGUCAAGAUCAUUCCAAGAAUAAUAGAGUCCCUGGAUCACAUCCUUUUGAAAUGCUUUACAUGAUUGGUGAUAAUCCUUCGGUUGAUGUCAACGGUGCACAACAGGCAGGGCAUCCUUGGUUUUCUAUUUUGACAAGGACGGGAGUUUUCCAAGGAAAAGAUAAUCAUGCUGAAUUCCCAGCAGAUCUGGUUGUGGAUUCGGUCGAGGAGGCUGUGGACUACAUUCUUAAAAGAGAGUGCAUUGAACUUGGAGCUUAACUCAAUUGGUUCAUACAAAUAUCUAUCAAGGAGUUGACAUCAAACAUGUCAAAUAUAUAGAUUAUUUUGGAAAUGGUAUUCAUAUUCACAUUUUUUUUUACAUAAAUGGAAAAUCUAAGAGGUUCUUUUGAAUGUCAAAUAA
This is a messenger RNA of Gossypium raimondii (Peruvian cotton), 1395 nucleotides long. RefSeq lists its product as hypothetical. Gene Ontology annotation, cellular component: mitochondrion. Lineage: Eukaryota; Viridiplantae; Streptophyta; Magnoliopsida; Malvales; Malvaceae. The record is from RefSeq and is a predicted model, not a curated record. The coding region runs from base 108 to 1253 and encodes 381 amino acids. Gene Ontology annotation, biological process: glycerophospholipid biosynthetic process. The transcript is spliced from 12 exons.